This is a messenger RNA of Toxoplasma gondii ME49, 3726 nucleotides long. RefSeq lists its product as hypothetical. NCBI's taxonomy places the organism in Eukaryota, Apicomplexa, Conoidasida, Eucoccidiorida, Sarcocystidae. The record is from RefSeq and is a predicted model, not a curated record. The transcript has a single exon. The coding region runs from base 1 to 3126 and encodes 1041 amino acids.
AUGGCCACGCCACACCACCCCGUAAAUGACGGCUCAGUUGAACCGCCUAACCCAAAUGCCGGUUUGCUUUGUGGGCCUUCGAAUGCCACAGACUAUGGAAAAACCGAGAGCUCGCUUGAUCAGGGCCAGCUUUCUUCGGCCAAAGCCACAUCUUUCCUGGGAGUUUCUGGUGGGAAUGGGGGAAACGGUGCAAACACUGACAGCAGCGCUGCAGCGGCGCCUCUGAUUUCGUCUCAUAUGGAAGAAGCUAUUGACCUUUUCUUAGAGGAGGGGAAGUUGCUCGAGGACCUCGAUCGUGUACAUGUCACAGAAAUCUACAGUACAUUUAAAGACCAGACAAACGCUCGACCAGGCUGCACCACUAUGGGAUCGAGCAGAGUUCCCAUAUUCUCUCCUUUUGAGGGUUCGACUCGUGCCCAAAGCAUGAGUGAAGGAAUCCCAAGACGAUCAAGAGAGACCGUUGUCGGAAGAGAUAUGGAUGGAUACAAGGAGGGCAGCAGCAUUUCUACAGCUUCAAGUAGGCGCACUGUGGUUUCCCCGGCGGCUCUGGUAGUUGCCGGGGGUUCACCAGGGGAGGCACGGUUUAUGCUCCCUUCUUCUGGAGUAGGAGCAUACAACAGCAUUUCCUUGACGAAGGUGCAGCCUACGGCAGAUAAACAACAUGUGUUAUUGACUGCGCUUGAGUGGGAGCGGUUCAGACGAAUUGUGACCAAUCUUCUCUCUACAAAUAUAGAUCUUCGUUCCAAGUUGCGGUCUAGUCAACAACAGUUUCGGCAACUUGGCUACACAGAGAGUCUGGAACAGACCGUAGCCCGUCUGAAAUGUGAAGAACUCCAGUUGCGGAGGGCUAUCGCCACGCGUGAAGCCUGCUUUGCGGGCAAUUACUCUCUUCGUGCAAAAAUCUCAGCAUGUCGGACAGGCCUAGAUGGCUUCCAAGAUCCUCUCCAGAAAUACCAGUCACAGCUUCAAAGUUUACGCGACCUUGCGCGUGUUUUAGGAGAGUCUGUGAAUCAGAUGAAAGACAGACGGAAACAGAUGACAGCUACGAACGAAAGCCUUAUGACAGUCCCCCAAACCGUAAGUGUGGACUCACAACAGAGCGGCACACGAUGGAUUUGCCCGCAGGGAUGCGCUGGGGUCCUGAAAGAAAUUAGAGUGGCGGGAGGCAGGUGCUUCGUUGUUACCAUUCAUGUUCGCUACCCAAGCCAUAUGGAAUCGAAAAGGGGCAUUGAGUCGUCGACGCCCCGCAGCUCAACUCCUACAUCUUGUCUCGAUGGUUCAAAUAAAAACUCGGCUAAAGUUCCACCCAUGGCGGAUACCUUCAGAGAGUUUGACGGAGCGUCCAUGAAGCACAGAAUUGGCCUCUGUCCCUCAGGAGAAGCCACUGGAGUGGUUGAAAAUUGCAAGCAAACGGCGUCAGAGUUUGUUUUUACAGGAGAGUCGCCACAUGCAGCUGCAAGCAACUGCCCUAAAACCCUGGAAGAUCUUCAUCGCUACUUUUGGGCUCGUGAACUUGCAGAGAUGAUCUCGAACAAAAGAGCGGAAGUUAUCAUCGUCGUUUAUGACACCAUGACAUCUAACGUGCACAUUCAGACGUUGAACAUGCGAGAAUGGCCCGAAAACAUAACUCGAGAGUUUGUCCACGGCAUAGUUCUACACAUCUCAUCGAAUUUACACGUACAAUCUAUCUGCGCUUCGGAGAGAGGACAGGUACCUCCCGCAGACAGCUCAUUGCCAACCACACCUGAAAAGGGGAAAUCAGUGGGAUUGACGUCAAAAGACGCGAUCACACUGCAGUAUAAGAAGCCUGUGAACUCCGGGGGCCUCAGGGAAACUGUUAUUCAGGGUCAUGUUGAUGAGUCGUUCUUCGAAGAGAUGAGUGAGUUUCUGGUGUAUUCUGGAUACCAUGAGAUUAGCGGCGUAGCCGACUUGGCAAAAGAGCCUACUUACUUUUUCGUGUGUAUAUAUCAACAUUCGGAAAGACUUCUUGUGGCUCGCUUGUUCAGCCCUCGGUCUUCCCAGCUGCUAGUCUUGUGGAUUGAUGUUGUCCAUGCUAAAACAGAGUAUAUGAAGUUGCUUGAGUCCAAAGGCUCAGCUGGCAAGUUGUCGUAUUAUCGUAAAGGGCCAGGGGCUGUUGUCGAGGCAGAAUGUAAAAUGGAGGAUGAGAAUUUGCUCCUGAGUGCCGACCUCAUUCGCUUUAUUGUCUCUCGACUGAGCUACGAAAAUGGCCGGCUGUUCCUUGUCCACGUCACGGAGAAGAACGAUACAAGGUACUCGCCUCACCAGAGUAAUCUCCAGUCUGAGGGCAACCUCUUGCCCGUGGCCUUGAACUCUCCAUCACACUCGGUAGAAAUGGAUGGUCAACUUAAAAGGAUGCCGCCCCAUUGCCGGCAGCGUGUUUUUGAAGCCCUCUCGGUUGCAGAAACAACACUGCGUGGCCAUACCACUAUAACCUUUCGGCACCCCCAACUAGUGGAACGUGUUGUGGAUGAGUCAGGAUCAUCUGGACGAUCCAGUUUUGUUCUUGUUCAGUCCCGUGUAAGCCUGCUUCCACUGGAAGAGAGCGUUUCGUUUGUUGUGUAUGACCCAGCAACAGCCUGGAUUGCCGAGAGCAGCUUUCACCUGUUGGAUGGUGUCGUUGUAGUUCAGUCCCGCCAAAGAACGUUCCUCCAAAAGCUUAGCCUGACGCAAACUUUACUGGAUCAGCUUUUUGAAGAACUCUCUGCAUCAGCUGUUGCUGGUUCCAAAAACAUGAGGACAGACCGGGCCACUCUGUGUCAAUAUGGUGACGGACCGCCUCGUAGCAUUGCAGACAAGUCAGCGGCGGCAGAAAUCCAAGAAAAUGACCAGACAGAGUUACAGACGUAUCAUGACAUCGGAGGGGGCAGUAGUGGAGCAGAGUUGUUUCCAACAGCUGGUGAAGGUGCACGAAAGUAUAUUGCGAGCGACGACAAGUACAGAGAGAAGGACGAGGCUCCAGUUGAUCAAAACGCAAGAGCAGUUGCAGCUUUAUCAAGAUUGCAGUGGAUGGCACUCCUGCAAGAAAUAUAUCGUGACAUGAAGUUAACAAAUAACUCACUUGUGCUUCCGGGUGUUACUCUCGGUCGUGUAACCGCAUACUUAUGAUGCGUUUGCCCAGCAAGCGUCGGAGCGGUCUUCAAAUGUCCGAUGCUACCGCGAAAUCUGGGGGUGUUGGCGUUCUUGCAUCUGAGGCUGUCGACCGAAUAGCACGGUCAAACGAGACCGUGAUCUAUUCCGCGCGAGUGCAUUGACUCCGUCUUCUAUCCGCACCGUUGCGUCAAACUCAUAAACCUGAACCAUCGAGAGGAUGGUUCGAAAUGCCAAUGUCUGGUGUUGAACCUCCCGCCUUGCAUCCUCGGAUGUGUUCUACUUGGUAAUUAUCUUCCUCUGAAGAAGAUACAAGAAUCGCAUGUGGGUCUUACUGUCAUCACGAGAAUCUCGCAGUACGUCGAAACUUAAAGAGGGGCACAAUAUAAACCAGAACAUGCGAAGUGGUAAAGUGCACGAGGGCUGCCGUGACGAACCACGAUUUAAUAACUCCCAGACGUCUAUCCGGUUUUAGUUCAAAUGCGCACCGCUAUAGAGUGCCCUUUUAGCGGAAAGGUGGUGCACGUCUGAACUACGGCAGCGCUUCUCAAUAAAACUAAAUCGCUGAUGUCUCACCCGUGGUAGGGAACGAAAGUGUUUUUGACCUUUUGUGGCUUC